This is a messenger RNA of Paecilomyces variotii, 924 nucleotides long. Its product is annotated as putative adam. The record is from RefSeq and is a predicted model, not a curated record. Lineage: Eukaryota; Fungi; Ascomycota; Eurotiomycetes; Eurotiales; Thermoascaceae. Gene Ontology annotation, molecular function: oxidoreductase activity. The transcript is spliced from 5 exons. The coding region runs from base 1 to 924 and encodes 307 amino acids.
AUGGCUGGCUAUGAACACUCUGGUCCAGUGGACUGUGAUGUGCCCUUUGAUACCGCAAAUCUCAAGGGCAAAACUGCGAUCAUAACUGGAGGCGCAAAUGGUUUAGGCGAAGCUUAUGUUCGCGCUCUUGUUGCUGCGGGAGCGAACGUCUGUGUUGGGGACUGCAACGUUGAAAAGGGAAAACGAUUAGAAGCUGAGCUUUCAAACAUCAAGUUUGUCCAAUGUGAUACAACGAAGUGGGACGAUCAGGUCCAGCUGUUUCGUGAAGCCAAGUCCUUCUCGCCAACAGGAGAUAUUUCCUACGUCGUUGCCAACGCGGGUAUUUCACGGCCAGAUGAGGUGUUCCAACCCUCUGGCAAUAAGCUGGAACCGGAAAAGCCCGAUUUAUCUACAAUCGAUGUCAACCUUGUUGGAUCCUUGUACACUGUGAAACUGGCACUGCAUUACUUCGUCAGCCAGAAUGGACAACAGCCGUCUAAGAGCCAGAAGGACACAUGUUUGAUUUUGAUCGGUUCCGGAGCAGCCUUCGUUGACGUUCCCCGAACUCCUCAGUAUUGUGCGACAAAAUGGGCUAUGCGAGGAAUCAUGCACUCCCUGAGAAGGACCGCUUUUUAUUACGGAAGUCGGGUGAAUAUCAUUUCUCCAUGGUAUGUCAAAACCAACAUUCUUCCGGAAGAGAUAUUUGCACGUGUGGCGAGGAGUGGUGUGGAAUUUGCCGACCCAGCAGAUGCUGCACAGUGCCUUCUACGAAUCUUAAGUGAUUCUAGUGUAAACGGACAUUCUUUCUUUGUAUCAGCAAAGAAGUGGGUCCCACGGGGUUUCAUAGACCUUGAUCUUGAAGAUUAUCCGGGGAAUAUACUACUGCAGGAAAUUCAGGACGACCAAAUGAAACCUGCUCCGGUUGGAAUGGGACUCUUCGUGUAG